UUUGGUAUAUAACCUUGUUGAAAAGAUAUUGAUCUCUUUGAUCAAUUUUACAAAAUGCAGUAAGGUUAUUUUAUCAGAUAAUGGCAUGUUAAUAAUGUAGCUUGUUGUGGCAUCCAACGAAGACGAUUUCACAAUGAAAUGGAAUUACUGCAGUAUGGUUUGAUUCUGUGUACAGCAAUUGAAUUGUUGCUGAUAACACUUCAAUUUCUAGCCAAAUCUGAGUUCUACAGUGAAGGUGGCAUGACUCACGGUGUCUCAAGAAGUUCAGUUUGUAAGAGUAUUUGGCAGGUGCUAAAAGCUUUAGACCGCCGCUUGAAUACUGUGGUAUUCCCUACAUCGGAGAGUGAACUGGUCCAAGUGAAACAAUUUUUUUUUGGUAUAGCCGGAAUUCCAAAUGUGAUUGGAGCAGUGGAUUGCACACGCAUCGCCAUGUUAGCCCCAAGGGAGAGAGAAGACAUAUAUGUGUGUCGGAAAGGAUACCAUUCCAUUAAUGUACAAGCUGUUGUAGAUGCAAACAUGAGGUUACUCUUUUUCUCUUUGUAUAAGUUUGUGAAAGAACUGACAAAAAAGCAUAUCUAAUGAUUAUCUCCAAAGGUUGAGGGAUGUUGCUUUGGUGUUGUCUGUCUGUUCUACUGUUUAUCUGUCUG
Molecule: messenger RNA, 647 nt
Organism: Dreissena polymorpha
Lineage: Eukaryota; Metazoa; Mollusca; Bivalvia; Myida; Dreissenidae
Product: putative nuclease HARBI1
Exons: 3
Coding region: 139-579 (146 amino acids)
Source: RefSeq, a predicted model, not a curated record